Molecule: messenger RNA, 591 nt
Organism: Cokeromyces recurvatus
Lineage: Eukaryota; Fungi; Mucoromycota; Mucoromycetes; Mucorales; Mucoraceae
Exons: 2
Coding region: 1-348 (115 amino acids)
Source: RefSeq, a predicted model, not a curated record
AUGUUGGAUUCUAAAUGGCUUUAUUAUUAUCUUUAUCCCGCUUUGGAUAAAUUGGAAAAUUUGAGCCCUCGAAGAACGAAAAUAGGCGAAUUAGAAACAAGCAUAUUGAGACAGCAAAAGAAAAGAGCUAAAAUAGAGAAUAGUAGUAAUAUUACUGAAGAACAAGUUUGCGAUUUUAAAAAAAAAUUGCUUAGAGAUCAUGUAACAGUAACAAAAAAAGCUAAAACUGGAAACCAUUUUACGGCCAAAAUACAAGAAUAUCAUUAUAAGCAAAAUCUUGAAGGUGUCAGAGGAUAUCUAUCAAGUCUUUAUCUGUUCUCAAAUAUUUGUAAAUUACUAUAUAAUUAAGAUAUCAAACAAAUCAAUAAAUAAUAAAACCUACAAGAGAGGUUUCACACAGAAUUUUUGGUAUUUUGUUUCUCUUUUGGUGCUUGGAUCAAAACCAAAAAAUUUCAACGCUAUUCCUAACGACUUACUGGAAGAAUGGAACAAUUUCCUCAAAGAUAACAAAGCAUCCCUCUAUAUAAAAAAAAAAGCAGGGAUUUCAGACGAUAUAAAAGAGACAAGGUAAAAUAAAUGCAGGCAUUUUCU